Molecule: messenger RNA, 2373 nt
Organism: Lachancea nothofagi CBS 11611
Lineage: Eukaryota; Fungi; Ascomycota; Saccharomycetes; Saccharomycetales; Saccharomycetaceae
Source: the annotation of a GenBank genome assembly
AUGCGGUAUUUGGCUGGAUCUGCUGUUAACAUUAGUGUAUGGUCGGCAGACCCGCUAUCUGUAACGGAUGGUCAGGGUCCCCAAACCAACUUCUUUGUAAGGUCUCACCAACAGGCCUCGGUAGCACGAUUACUACAAUACAUACACUGGCAACUGUAUCAGCGUUGCGACGGCCAAAUAGAACCUAUCCAGCAUUUUUGUAUGAGGUUUCAAGGUCGAACUUUGGAUCUAGAGCAGCUGGUCAAGGACAUUGAUCCCAGUGCUGUGGGAGCCGUAACGCUCAAAAUGGAAUAUACAACGCAACAAUCGGGUCCUGCAAUUAACCUGGAUUAUGACUCCAGUGAGGAUUUUAGCUACACGAACGUAGAAUUCCAGCUGAACGUUUUGUCCACGGACAAAGUCAUAAGCCGGAUGGAGCUCAAAAUACCUUGGAAUCACACAUUGGCAAAGCUCAAAAAAAGUGCGGUCAGUAUUUUGAAUGACUACGAGAUGCAAAAUUCUCGCAAUAUUUGCAGUUCUCGUCAACAUACUCCUGAGGAUUUAAUAGGAUUUGACCUACUGGGCCGCUCACAUCCGAUUUCGCUAGACAUUGACGACUCUAACAACGAUUUGCAGCUUUGUGACCUUAUGGGGCUAGACUUUGCUCCCUCUACUGCUGGCAGCUGUUGCAUAAUGUUUAGAAUUAAGCAUGUCCAGGAUUCCGAGGACGGCGUCAUCAUUCGGUUUGUGUCUGAUGCUCAAUUAACAAUGGACCAUAUGACUGUUCAACCGGAGUCUACCGUACAAGACGUAAAAGACUUUAUUUGUUCCGUUUAUGGGCAUGCUCUGCGACUUACACCUGCUGACGUUAGAUUGAUUUACAAAGGUCAAUUACUUCGCGACACGAAAUCAUCGGGAGAGCUUUCCAAAGUACUGGAUUACGUCUCUGAGAGUAGAGGCGCCAAAGUGCACGUUCACAUUAAUCAAGAAUAUACUGAACCUGGGCCCGGAUUUUGGAACGAACUAUUCAAUAACAAUGAUAGGUUUUCAUUCAUGAACAGGAGCUCUUCAGAAAAUACAGAAAAUACGCAAAAUACCCCUGUCGCCGAUGUCGCACCGGAAAUCAAUACUACACAGACAAGUGCUGAGAUUCCGAACUUAUCAAGCUCCCAGAAUAGUUACUUCACUGAAUCGGGUACUCAAAUUGAACGCACGGGUCAAAUUUAUGAGAAGGUUCUCAUCUCAGGGCAAGAAAGCUUCAUUCAAUCCACUUUAUUUGAGCCCACGCAGACGUUCUUAGAGCUCAAUGACCAGCAAGUUGAAGUGUUUCCGGACGAGUUCGUUGAGCUACAAGGCGUCGUUUUACUGUCACAGCGUGCGAUAUCAAGAAUUGAGAAUCUAGUUGGAAUAAAGGUAGCUAAUACCAUAAACUCAGCGGCUUCUUGGACAAACGUCAGUUCCAGUCAUUUAAGCUCAACGUCUACGGCGGUGAACGAUAGCCCAGACCGGGCCGAUGAUCUGGAUGUCGAAGAGGUGGGGCGAUUAGCUCGUGUGCGUCAGUGGACAAGAGCAAUCAUGAGGACAAUUUAUUUGAUAUUGCGAAACUCCGUAUUCUUUCUUGUAAUUUUCUUUCAGGUAGCGUCAUAUGUGAAACCCACCUACUUGUUUCUUGCGGUAGUUUUGAUUGUUCUGAAGGCUAUCUGGAGUACUCCAGAAAUAUGGGAAAUGUGGCGGGAGCUUCUAUGGAAGGAGCAAGAAGGAAAAAUAAGCGACGAGGAGCUUAGCAACUUGACUAAUUUGUUAAAUGAGAGUGAGCUUUCGCGGCAAUUUUACAAUAGGUUUGCAUCCAAAUUGACAGUAAUAGAGGCGUUGAUCGAACGUUUGCAAGAGAAUAAUGAACUGAGACUUUGCUUGAUCGAUCGCUUCAAACUGGAUGCCCAAGACUCGCUGCAAAUCAUGGUUCCUAAACUACUCGAGGAAUGCAUAUCCACGCAACAUGAUGAAGCAAAUCUAGCACCUUUAAGAGAAUUAUUUGAUCCGCUUUUAAAGGACGUCAUGGAUCAUUUCCGGGAUACUUCCGGACAAAGUCGGGCUAGCAGAGAAGUUCUAACAGAGUUGCGGAAAUACUCAUAUCAACAAUCAAAACUACCAUGGCAUCGGAACUGUUUGCGACGCAUCGCACAACUAUACACUAACCUCUACAGCGGUGGGUUAGUCCGUGGACUUGUUCCCAGAAAUAGGGGACAUCCCAGGGGAUUACGAUUUUUGCUACGUGCUUUAGGCGAUAUUCUCAAGUUAAUGGCUCUCUUUUUACUAACACUAAUCCCUCGAUUCCAGCGACAAGCCGUGAGAGAGGCAAAUCGAGUUGCCGCGAGUGCAAGACAUAGAGACUAA